Messenger RNA from Pangasianodon hypophthalmus (striped catfish), 3980 nucleotides. Its product is annotated as arylsulfatase I. Lineage: Eukaryota; Metazoa; Chordata; Actinopteri; Siluriformes; Pangasiidae. The coding region runs from base 1232 to 3037 and encodes 601 amino acids. The transcript has 5 exons. The record is from RefSeq and is a predicted model, not a curated record.
UCGUGCCCAGUGUUCCUGGGAUAGUCUCCAGAUCCUCUGUGACCCUGACCAGCAUAAAGCGACUGCUGAAGAUGAAGUAAUGAAUUAAUGCAUUUAUGUUGACUAUAGAGUUACACGAAAACAAAUUUUAAUGUGUAAAAAUACAUGUCUAAGAAGGAAUGUUUUUAUAAUUUGGUAUUGAGUUGGCUUCUUUUUUUUUUUGUUUGUUUUGUUUUGUUUUGUUUUGUUUAACUGGGUAUUAUUUGGCUUGUAAUUUAUAUUGUAUUGCCUUCUCUCUCCACAUAGUGGCACUGCAGGCUUACACAGAGCUCAUGCUGACACCCAUAUUUUAUGCGUCUCCAGUGUCUCCUGUGAGCUCUUUCGGACGAACUCCUUACUCUGACAUGGAAGCCACUCAAUAAUGCUUUAUUGCUUUCACUGAGUGUCUGAUGACUGAAUAAUUCCCAGCACUACUCUGUUCAUGUGACUGGUUCUAUAGCCAUUGCUGUGACAGAGAUGGAUAUCUGCUCUUGUGCUGAAGAGAGACUCAGCAGCCGAGUUAUUGCUUCUUGGAAUGUAAGCUUCCACUGGGGACGAUUGUAAACCCUUAAAUUCUGUCAUAUCUCACAGUGCUGUCCACUUGGUUACAUCUUGCUGUCAGAUUCCUAAUAGACUCCUAUUUGGUUUUACUGUACAGGGAAGGCGUAUACUGCGUUUUAGAGGGAGAGUUUGCUUGCUUUAAGGUGGUAUGAUAGGUUUGUUGCUCACUAGGAGAGAGGUAAAUUAGCUGAUAUGUGCUUUGACUCACAGAAGACUGAUGUCACUUUCUAUCAGCCUCCUUUAGAUCUCAUCUCAAUAUAAAUAUAAAUCACUGUCUGCUUCUAUGAAACCCAAUUUAGACAGCCUUCCACAAAAUGCUUAAUGUGAAUGUGUUCAUGUUUGUUUCUUUUUUCUGUCUCACCUCCUCUGCUUAUUUCCUUCUUAAUCCUCUCCUCCUUCUGUCCCUCUUCCAUUUUCUCUGGCAGCUUUGGAAUGGCUGGCUGAGUUUGCCAUCUACUUUAGGCUAAUGCAGGAAAUGGACUCGUUUUUUUGUUGCAUCGAUUUCCUCUUGACACCAUGGGGGAAAGCUGAGGUACGGUCGAUAGCCCCUCUGAUGGCCUCUCACACACCGGAUGUGCAGCAUUUCUCUCACAGAUGGAAGGGUAUUCUAACCACAGUGGCACAGAGGUAGACAGGAUUGCCUGAUCUGGAUAUGACUGUGGUCUGGAACUGGGGUUUGCCCACUUUCUGGGUGGCACUCAGCUGCCUCUCAUGCUUGAGACUGGCACUGCCACUCAGUGGAGAGCGCAAGAUCUACCCAAAACCACCUACCAUGGGUAAAGUCCCUCCACACAUCAUCUUUGUGAUGGUGGACGAUCAGGGCUACAAUGAUGUGGGCUACCAUGGCUCGGACAUCCACACGCCGGUACUGGACCAGCUGGCUGCUGAAGGGGUGAAGCUGGAGAACUACUAUGUCCAGCCAAUCUGCUCACCCUCUCGUAGUCAGCUCAUGACCGGACGGUAUCAAAUUCACACUGGCCUUCAGCACUCCAUCAUUCGCUCACGUCAGCCCCUGUGUCUGCCCCUCGACAUGGCCACACUUCCCGAAAGGCUGCGUCAGGCCGGCUACAGCACCCACAUGGUGGGAAAGUGGCACCUGGGCUUCUGCCGGCCUGAGUGUCUGCCCACUAGCCGAGGCUUUCAGAGCUUUCUGGGUUCACUGACUGGUAGUGGAGACCAUUUUAACUUCCAGAGCUGUGACGGAGCAGAGACUUGUGGCUUUGACCUGCACGAUGGUGAACGACCGGCCUGGGAGUUGAGUGGGAACUACUCCACAUGGCUGUAUGCACAGAGGGUGAAAACAAUCUUGCGGACUCAUGACCAGCAGAAGCCUCUGUUCCUGUACGUGGCACUCCAGGCUGCUCACACUCCUUUACAGGCUCCUGCUCAUCUCCUCCAGCGUUAUGCUUCUCUUGGGAAUCAGCCACGGCGCCAUUACGCCGCCAUGCUAAGUGGUGUGGAUGAGGCUGUGGGCGAGAUUGUGGCGGAGAUGCGUAAUCGAGGGUACUACCGUAACUCCGUGCUCAUCUACUCUUCAGAUAACGGAGGCCAGCCUCUGUCGGGGGGCUGCAACUGGCCCCUCCGUGGAGGGAAAGGCUCAUACUGGGAGGGGGGAGUGCGAGCGGUGGGCUUUGUUCACAGCCCUCUGCUGAAGAUGAAGAGGAAGAUCAGUCGUGCUUUAAUACAUGUCUCAGAUUGGUACCCGACCUUGCUGUAUCUGGCAGGAUCUCCUGAGCCAGACCCUCAGCACUUAGAUGGGUGUAAUGUUUGGGGGGCCAUCAGUCAGGGCCUACCUAGCCCUCGUACUGAAAUCUUGUUUAACAUCGACCCUGUUUCGCGGCGACAUGGAGAGCAUGAUCGCAGGCUGUUGACGGAAAACGGCUUUGGGAUGUGGGACACAGGAGUGCGUGCAGCAAUUCGAGUGGGUGACUGGAAGCUCCUGACAGGGAACGUGGGAGAUGGAGACUGGUUCCCCCCACAGAUCCUGCCUGGAGCUCCACAGCAGUGGCAGGACAUGGAAAAGAGACAGGAUCAGCGUGGGAAGUCUGUGUGGCUCUUCAACAUCAGCGCUGACCCUUUUGAGAGGCAUGAUCUGACACAAGCUAGGCCUGAGGUGGUAAAGCUUCUGCUGUCAAGGAUUGCUGACUAUAACCGCACUGCUGUGCCUCCAAAAAACCCACCAGAUGAUCCAAUGGCUGACCCCCAGCUCCAUGGAGGCGUCUGGAUGCCAUGGCUGGCAAAGAAAGAAGGAGAGGGUGCAGACAGAAGAGGAGCGACAGAUAGACGCAAUUGGAAGCUUAGAUUCAAAACCUGCAAAGUGUGCAAACUGAGAGCUCUGUUUAGAAAGAUCAGGUCAGAGAAUGAGACAUGCGCUGUGCUCUGUUACACAACAAUGAGAGAAGAGGAGGAGGAUGGUGAAGAUCUCCCUGGAGUAAAGAUGCUGUAUGGCUACAUAUGAAACAGUUGUGGAGCUUGUACUUAUAACUACAUCUAAAUCAUGAGCCAUAUUUAUACAGUUUGUGUAUAUCCAUUUCAUGUUGAAUUUAGGCAUUGCCUCUUAUAAAACAAAAUAUUGGUAUAUUUUAUGCAUCUGGUUCUAACAAUUCCAUUUCUGGGAACGUGAAUUCCUCAAAACGUAAAUGUAGUUCAAAUAACAACGCAAUUGGAAAUAUUCAGUAUUUGAAAAAUACUGAGUACAAUAUAUGAAAAGCACACAUCUGUAAGGGUGUGUUAGUGAUGGGACGCAGUCCUGUGUGGUGAUGACACGAUCCUGCAGGGAGAAGACCAGGUCAUGGUGCUGUAAACUGUACAGCUGGCCAGUCUCCAGGCUGUCACCUUCCCUGACCUCAUCACGAGUCCGUCAUUAAAUCUAAUCAGUCAUGGAGCAAUGAUGUAGAACUUUCCCUUCAGACACUGGCAUUUUCUUCUCUGGAAUGGGAUUAUGAUCCCAAAAAUAAGGUGAUGAAUAACAAUGUGAUUACUAAAAAUGGUACAUAGAUGGAUGGAGACAUUUUUAAAAACUAUAUAAUGAUACUCGAGGCUCAAUAAUCAAUUAUUAUUCCAUCAGCGUUUUUUUUUAAUUUGGCAAAUAAAACCUUUUUUGUCAAAUGUAUAUUUUUAAAUAAUAAAACUUUCUUUCAGAAUUGUGGCAAAGUUGACCAUCUUAAAAGGUAUUCUGAGAAAAGGUCUAAAAAUGAAAAUGCUAAAGACAGAAAGGGUUUCUUAUUCUUUAAUGUUUAGACUAAUUCAUACAUUUACUGCAGCCUAUUUUUAACCAUUUAAUGUGGACAAUUAUACUAAAUGACAGGUUUGUAUUUUACAAUAUGUCAAACCUUUCAUAAAAAUGAUCAAACAUGCUUGUAAAAACAUUAUGUACAAUAAUACACAUUUUCCACUCAAAC